AUGGGUUGUAUUAACUCCAAAAAUGCGGUUGCCGGAGAUUCUCCUCCGUCGCCGGCGGUCGGUGACAUUGUUGAGGUUGUUCAUGCAUCUUCGAGGGGACAUUCUGGGUUAUUGGUUGUGGAACCAAGAACAUCAUCAGAGGAACAUAAGAAAAAUUUCAGCAAGAACAACUCAAAGAAAAGUAGUAGUUCUUUCAGCUUCAAGAUUGGGUUCUCUCAUAGGUAUGUUGAGGCUGAACAGAAUGCUGCUGGUUGGCCUUCUUGGCUCACAGCUGCUGCAGCAGAAGCUGUACAAGGAUGGGUUCCUCUCAAAGCUGAUUCUUUUCAAAAGUUAGAUAAGAUUGGACAAGGUACAUAUAGCAGUGUGUUCCGAGCACGUGAAGUUGAAACUGGGAGGAUGUUUGCUCUGAAGAAGGUGCGUUUUGACAAUUUACAACCUGAGAGCAUAAGGUUCAUGGCAAGAGAAAUAACAAUUCUCCGUAGGCUUGAUCAUCCAAACAUCAUGAAAUUGGAGGGUAUAAUCACUGCUCGACUAUCAAAUAGCAUAUACCUUGUGUUUGAAUACAUGGAGCAUGAUCUUGCUGGCCUAGUAUCACGUCCUGACAUUGUCUUCACUGACUCACAGAUAAAGUGUUACAUGAGGCAGCUAUUGAGUGGAAUUGAGCAUUGUCAUGUACGUGGGAUUAUCCAUAGAGACAUAAAAGUAUCCAAUAUCUUGUUGAACAAUGAAGGUGUUCUCAAGAUAGGAGAUUUUGGAUUAGCAAAUACAAUUAGCCCAAAUAACAAGCAUCACUUAACAAGUCGUGUAGUGACUCUAUGGUAUCGCCCUCCUGAGCUCUUGAUGGGAUCAACCAAUUAUGGAGUAUCAGUGGAUCUAUGGAGUGUAGGCUGUGUAUUUGCAGAACUUUUUCUGGCGAAGCCUAUCCUUAAGGGGAGAACUGAGGUUGAACAAUUACACAAAAUUUUUAAGCUGUGUGGUUCUCCACCUGAUGAGUUCUGGAAGAAGUGUAAGCUUCCUCAUGCAACAAUGUUUAAGCCUCAGACUAGUUAUGAAAGCUCUCUUCGGGAAAGGUGUGCAGAUUUUCCUGAAAGUGCUAUAAACCUGCUAGAGACUUUACUGUCCAUUGACCCCUACAAGCGUGGGACUGCCUCCUCUGCCUUAAUGUCUGAGUAUUUCAGCACCAAGCCAUAUGCUUGCAAUCCAUCAAGCCUUCCAAAAUAUCCACCUAGCAAAGAAAUGGAUGCUAAAAGUCGAGACGAUGAAUACAGGAAAAAGACGAGUGUAGGUAAAAUAAGAGAGGCUGCAACAUCAAGAAGGCAACAAAGACGAGUCUCUAAAGUUUUGCAAGAACCGAACAAUUUCAAUAAAACAACUUCAAAAGAGAACAUUCCUCAAAAUGCUCGUAGAGAUGAUGGUAAAGCACAUCUUACAAGGGGAAAAGGAGGAGCCAUGCACCAACCAAAGCCUGCAUUGGAUGCAAUGUCAGAGGCUUCUCAAAUGAUGAAUGAUGCUAAUGGUAAAGGCUAUAGUGUCCCAACACAGGUCCAAGGAUCUAGUGGCUUUACAUGGGCAAAAAGAAGAAAACAAGAUGCUUCAUCCACACUAUCAGAUGGCUCAAGAAGCAAAAUCAGUGCACUUGAUCCAAACUUUGCAAAAGGCACAUAUGAUUUAACCAAACAAAGGGUAUCCAUGGAUUUUGAUCCUGCAGAACUGAUAAAUCCUCAGGGCCACAGAGAACAAGGUGCACAUUGGAAUGAAAAUGGUAUGCGGCAUGCAGCUCGUAAAUCAAGGUUUGGAAGAGGUAAAUAA
This is a messenger RNA of Gastrolobium bilobum, 1809 nucleotides long. Its product is annotated as cyclin-dependent kinase C-2 C-like. Gene Ontology annotation, cellular component: nucleus; cyclin-dependent protein kinase holoenzyme complex. NCBI's taxonomy places the organism in Eukaryota, Viridiplantae, Streptophyta, Magnoliopsida, Fabales, Fabaceae. The transcript has 8 exons. Gene Ontology annotation, molecular function: RNA polymerase II CTD heptapeptide repeat kinase activity; cyclin-dependent protein serine/threonine kinase activity; ATP binding. Bases 1 to 1809 code for a protein of 602 amino acids. The record is from RefSeq and is a predicted model, not a curated record. Gene Ontology annotation, biological process: positive regulation of transcription elongation by RNA polymerase II; protein phosphorylation.